CUAUUUUCUAUAGUCUCUUCAAUAUAUAAUACCCAAAACCCAUACUCAAUUUUCAUAUCAAACAACCUGGAGAAUUGAGAGAGAGAGUCUCCUCCACUUCUUAAGGUUUGCUUUAUAGAAGAACUUGGUCUUAUACAAGGGAAGGGAAAACAGAGCAAAACUAUGGCUCUCUCUAUUAGCUUUCUCAUGAUUCUUUCACUUUUUGCCUCUGCUUCACUAUGUUUCUCCCAGAAGAGCAAUGGUGGUUACCUCUAUCCACAGUUCUAUGACCUCUCGUGCCCGAAAGCCCAGGAGAUUGUGAAGUCGGUAGUAGCACAGGCUGUUGCAAAAGAGACUCGAAUGGCUGCUUCAUUGCUCAGACUACAUUUCCAUGACUGUUUUGUUAAGGGCUGUGAUGGAUCCCUUCUGUUGGAUAGCAUUGGUACCAUUAUAAGUGAGAAGACAUCAAAUCCAAACAGGAACUCAACAAGAGGGUUUGAAGUCAUUGAUGAGAUAAAAUCAGCUCUGGAGAAAGAAUGCCCAGAAACUGUGUCCUGUGCUGAUAUCUUGGCUCUUGCUGCUAGAGAUUCCACUGUCCUGACUGGUGGUCCUACCUGGGAAGUACCAUUGGGAAGAAGAGACUCUAGAGGUGCAAGCGUAAGUGGUUCUAACCACAACAUUCCUGCACCAAACAACACAUUCCGGACAAUCCUUACUAAAUUCAAACUCCAGGGGCUUCACAUUGUUGAUCUUGUUGCACUCUCUGGAAGCCACACGAUUGGAAAUUCAAGAUGCACUAGCUUCAGGCAAAGGCUCUAUAACCAGACGGGCAACGCUCAGCCCGACUACUCGCUUGACCAAUCGUACGCCUCACAAUUGCGAACCGGGUGUCCAAGAUCUGGUGGUGACCAGAAUCUGUUUUUCUUGGACUAUGUCAGCCCAACAAAGUUUGAUAAUUACUACUUCAAAAAUUUAUUGGCUUACACGGGCCUGCUAAGUUCUGAUGAAGUUCUGUUUACAAAGAACAAAGAAUCAAUGGAGUUGGUGAAGCAAUAUGCAGAGAACAAUGAACUUUUCUUCGAGCAAUUCGCAAAAUCUAUGAUUAAGAUGGGAAGCAUCUCUCCAUUGACAGGUUCGAGGGGAGAGAUUCGAAAGAACUGCAGGAUGAUCAACAGUCACUAAGAAAUAGCAGAACUAAAGACUCUCUCUCUCUCUCU
This is a messenger RNA of Telopea speciosissima, 1196 nucleotides long. Its product is annotated as peroxidase 72-like. The transcript is spliced from 4 exons. NCBI's taxonomy places the organism in Eukaryota, Viridiplantae, Streptophyta, Magnoliopsida, Proteales, Proteaceae. The coding region runs from base 163 to 1161 and encodes 332 amino acids. Gene Ontology annotation, molecular function: heme binding; peroxidase activity. The record is from RefSeq and is a predicted model, not a curated record. Gene Ontology annotation, biological process: hydrogen peroxide catabolic process; response to oxidative stress.